Myxocyprinus asiaticus (Chinese sucker) is the source of this 5790-nucleotide messenger RNA. Its product is annotated as pleckstrin homology domain-containing family G member 3-like. The transcript has 18 exons. Gene Ontology annotation, molecular function: guanyl-nucleotide exchange factor activity. NCBI's taxonomy places the organism in Eukaryota, Metazoa, Chordata, Actinopteri, Cypriniformes, Catostomidae. The coding region runs from base 13 to 4563 and encodes 1516 amino acids. The record is from RefSeq and is a predicted model, not a curated record.
AACUCUUGGGGAAUGGUUCUCCAACCAAAUCUGGAAGUUGCUACAUUUAGGAGUAAUUGGGAGGAGCGAAGUCGUUUCACUGGCUUUAAUCGAAGGUUAUCACGAUGGUUUGAAUCACCUCGGUUGUCCAACGCCUCUGUUGGCAGUAAUGACCGGGCCUCUACAGCUACGCUGUCCGAUUGUUCUGACUUCCCAGAAAUCCAGCGGCCCAUAAGUGUGGUGUCCACCAUCUCAUCCGGAUCAGGUUCCUCUCGGGACGAUGUACCUCUGACAGGCAUCCCAUCCACUGUGCCCAUUGAGGACAACUUGGAUCUGAAGUUGACCCCUUCUGGGGACCCAAGUCAAACUCAGGACACUAACCUGACCCUGGCACCCAGUCUCCUCCUCCGGAAAAAUAGCAGCAAACCUGUAAAUGACAACAACAGCAGCUCCACUCAACACACUUUAUCUCCGUUUGCUUCCAAAACCAUGGCACCCAACCCUGAGCUCACCUACCUGGACAGAGUGGUCAUGGAGAUCCUUGAGACCGAGCGUAUGUAUGUGAGAGAUCUGCGGAGUAUUGUAGAGGACUACCUCGCUCACAUUAUAGACAUUGGUGACCUUCCCAUCGGGCCAGAACAGGUGUGUGCUCUGUUUGGAAACAUAGAGGACAUCUAUGAGUUCAACAGUGAGCUGCUUCAGUCAUUGGACAUGUGUGACAGUGAUCCUGUGGCCAUUGCCAGAUGCUUUGUGCUCAAGCGUGAAUAUUUUGACAUCUACACACAAUAUUGCACCAACUACCCAAACUCUGUGGCUGCUCUAACGGACUGCAUGAGAAACAAAACACUGGCCAAGUUCUUCAGGGAGAGGCAAGCUACUCUAAAGCGAACUCUACCUCUGGGAUCUUACCUGCUCAAGCCUGUGCAGAGGAUACUCAAAUAUCAUCUCCUGCUUCAGGAGAUCGCAAAGCACUUUGAUCCAGAGGAGGAGGGGUAUGAGGUGGUGGAGGAGGCCAUAUACACUAUGACGGGUGUAGCAUGGUAUAUAAACGACAUGAAAAGGAAACAUGAGCAUGCAGUCCGGCUCCAGGAGGUUCAGUCUCUGCUCAUUAACUGGAAGGGACCUGAUCUGACUACAUAUGGGGAACUGGUCCUGGAGGGCACCUUCCGUGUCCAUCGUGCCAAGAAUGAGCGUACACUCUUCCUCUUCGACCGCAUGCUCCUCAUCACUAAACGGCGAGGAGAACAUUAUGUCUAUAAGACCCACAUCUCGUGCUCAACACUCAUGCUGAUUGAGAGUGCCAAGGACUCGAUGUGCUUCAGCGUCACUCAUUACAAGCAUCCCAAACAGCCUCAUACUGUCCAGGCUCGGACGGUGGAGGAGAAAAAAUUAUGGGCUCAUCAUAUCAAACGUCUCAUUCUUGAAAACCAUCAGGCUGUUAUACCACAGAAGGCAAAGGAAGCAAUCUUGGAGAUGGAUUCUAUUUAUAAAAAUUACAGGUACAGCCCUGAGAGAUUAAAGAAGUCUGUGUCAUGUCAAUCAGAGGAGUUCUAUAACUUUAGACAGGGUGACAGACAGUCUGAACCAUCUAAAGAGAUCCUGAAGAGCACUAAAGCAGUAUUGAAGCAUGCGGACAGCGAGGGUGCUUUGCCUGCUGAUGGACGGCCUUUACAGGCCACGGCUAGCGUCAGCACUCUGGGCUCGAGUAUAAGCGAGUCUGAAGCUGACAGGCCUGCCCUAGAGGAGGAAGACUCUAUAGAAGCCCUGAUUCACAGUGACAAUGAGGAGCCGGCCCCUGACUCGUCCUCCUCAAAGGACAGGUUAACCCAGGAGGAUGAGGAAGAUGCAGAGGACGAGGGAAGUGACUCUGAUGAUAUUCUCAUGGAGGACAACCAGGUAGCUGACUUUGCCAGUUCCAUGCUGGCUGCCAUUUCCUGCUGGCACUAUAGAGCAAGGGCUUUGCUUUCCAUGGGCUUCACAACGGAUGAAGAGGAGUGUGAGGUCACUGAGAAUAACUUCAGAAGAGACAAUGGCCCAUCAACUGAACAUGAAGAGGUUAAUUCUGAACAGAUAUUUGGGGACAAGUCUCAAAACCUGAACAUUACCUCUUACUGGGGUUCCACCGAGCAACUAAAGCCAGACACCUGUUCUGAUCCAGAGUUCAUAGAGAUGGACCAGCAGGUUACAAAUAUUCAUGAUCUGGAGUCGGUAGGGGACAAAGACGACCAGGAAGUUCCCAAAGAAGAGACCUUGCCUCUCUUACAGCAAGUCAACACGCCUGGCGAGUCCUCAGAGGACGAUGAGGAUGCAGAGGAGAAGACAGACUCCAGUAGCAUCCUUCCAUCAUCUGUGCUGGACAGGGCCACUAUUAUUGCAGAACACUUUGCCUGUAACGCACGACGUAGUAGCGUCAGCACUGAAGAGGUACGCUCCCUCGGUUGCACAUCUCCACAUCUUGCCAGCAGGACCGGAAGCAUUAUAAGUCUGGGAGACACCCAUGAGCGGCCACACCGUCGGGCUAGCACCUGCUCUGAGUCGCAUGGCAUUCCGUUGACCCAAGAAGCCCUUGCAGAAGCAGACUUUAUGAUCAUGUCCUCAAGAGAUGACAAUCUUUUUGACUCUGAUCGAAGCAUCCUCAGAAGUAUGGAUUCGGUGCUUUCAAGGCAAGACCAACUACUCAUUGACAAGGUUAGGAGCUACUAUGAAAACGCAGAACACCAGGAUGCUACUUUUAGCUUAAAGCGUAGAGAGAGCCUCAAUUACAUUCCUAGUGGACUUGUGAGAAAUUCAGUUAGUCGUUUCAACAGCAUUCCUAAGGAUAAUGGCCUUGCCCCCGACAAGACCACCAAUUCAUCUGGACCUGAUAAAGCUCAUACCCCAGCUGUAGAAUCUCCAGUGGUUACCAUGGCUCUUUCAGAGGCAAAUUUGAGUACAAUUUCAGCUUCUCAGGCAUGUUCUGUUAUCAGUGCUUCCACAAAUUUCUCUGGGUUUGAUAAAAACAAUGACCUGUUUGAUUUUGGUGUAGAUGGUUCAAUGAAACCUCUGGAAAGCCAGCAAGAAGAGGUUUUCCGCCCCUCCUAUGAAAUGAUCAAAGUAUGGCAGGACAUGGAGAGAGACGUCACUAGAUGUCAAGGGGACCUCAAGGCACUGCGACCCCGAGAGACUCCUUAUUUUAUAGGCACCAGUCCGAGCCUCUCCAGGAGGAGUCAAAACCAGGGCAAAACAUCACAAACAGAAGGUGGUGAUGGACUGAUAAUACUUGAAGAUUCAGAUCUUAGCACUAUCACAGAGGAAUCUUCCACACCAUCACCUCUUAAGGAGAAGGAAAAGAUCUUGAACCAUGCAACCAGUGAGAAUGAAGGUAUCAGGCCCAGAAUUUGGGAGGAAGAAGGAAGACCCCUUAGAGCUUUAGCACCACGAGUUAUUCAGUUGAGGGCAGAAGCUGAAGAAGAGAGAGACUCAAGUUCUCAGUCAGCAGAAAAUGCAGAUUCAGCCCAAAACAAAGUUUUCCAUCUUGCACAAAAGUUCAGUCAAUGCAUCAAGUGCACACAACCAGUGCUGAGAUACAAGAAUCAGGAGGGAGAUUCGUUGAUAGCCAAGAGAGACUUGCUAUCGGUGGUGGAAGAAAAGUCAGAGGAGGCCAAAGGUAAACCAAACCUGAUGCUGUCGCUGACUCCAUACGACCAGGCUGGCUAUGAUGGAGACCAGAAGGCCCAGGUUAUUACCCCCAGCCCAAUCCACACUCCUAAUUCUGUCAGUAGCCCAAGAGUCUUGUCUCCAUACCUGUCCUGCUCCAGGAGUCCUCUUAGUCCCUCACCAUCUGAGAACUUCAACUGGCCAGAUGUCCGUGAGCUUCGCUCAAAGUAUUCUAAUUUGGGCAGCUCGUUGACGCAACCACUAGUCAGCCAAAGUCGCUCUGUGCCAGAGAGGAUGUUUGAUGGCGGUUUAAGACGACGUUCAAGCUGCACUUCUAGCUUGGUGACCAGUGGCUCCACAGACCCAUCAACACAUAAAUAUCAUCCAGGAAGGGAUACAGAAGGUGGGCUGGCUCGGACCCAGCGUGCUGGUUCUUUGGACCAUAAAUUGGGUGGUUUGAACCCAAGCGAUCUGCACAAUCUUCCGAGUAAAAACACCAGCAGUGGCUACUACGUUUCUGGUCGCGCUACCCUUCCCAAUGAGAAAAGCAUAAUUGUGGUCGAGAAACUCCCAGAGGCAACACCACAAGCAGAGAUGGAUCAGCCUGCGAAAGAGUCAAAAAGACAGGAAAUAAGGACAGAUGGAAUGGAUGAUGGCUAUGUGGAAAUUCAUUCGCCAACUUCUCGAGAGAAGAUCUCAAUCAUGGCUGUCAUUGACCGCUGUCUGGCCUAUCAGGGGUCAGAGGAGUACCGUCUGAGGGAAGAGGGAGGGUCGAGAGCAGAACAGUUGCCGAUUAUUAAUAGGUGCCAAGAACUUGAGAAGGCUCCAUCCACCAGUGAACACUUAGGUGAUGCCCUUAAAAAUGCUGUGGAUUCUGGAAAAAGGGCUGAUACUAGUCAACAGGGUGUUGUGAAGAAUCUUAGAGAGAAAUUCCAAAACUUAAAAUAAAAAGAGGCCACAAAACUGUGUAUAUAUGUAUAUUUUGGCUCCUCUGUGUUUUAAGGGACAUGUUUUAAGUUUCAGGCUGUUAAAUAUUUUCACUUUAUUAAUUAUUUGUCUCAUUGUUUUAAAGUCAGAUACCACUGAAGGUAUGGUCAGAACUAUUGUACUGUAGCUGAAUUAAUCAUUUUACAGACUUAAACCUCAAAAUUAAUAUUCAUUAUGUUGUUUUUUUACUGGUAUUGUGGACACUGUUUAAUUCACGUUGCCUACCGAUGUUGAGAACCUAUGAAUUUUUGCGGUCUGAAUGUCAGGUAGGAAGUGUAAAUAUUGUUGUACAUGCAUUCUUUGUUUUACCAUUCACAUAUUCAUUGUAGAUACAGUAUAUCUAUAUGAAAUUUGGUAGUCACUUUACAUUAUUCUAACAGGAAAGCUCUCUCUUGUUUAUGAAUCUUUAAACUGUCAAUGAUAUUUCCAAGUACUUUGAUAAAACCUCACUUAAGCUAAAGUUUCACUAGCAAUGUAUAAAGUCUAGUCUGUACUACAAAACAAGCCCAUGCAAAAUAGUGCAAUUGCAGUCUAACAAAGGCUCUUAAUGGGACAGACCACUUGAAAAUCGUGUUGUUGUUGUUGUUUCUUUUUUUUCUUCACAUUUGUGCUUUUUGCACUCUUCUCACAACUCUUUAACUUUUGGUAUGUUUUUAUUCAUUUUUUUUUUUUUUUUAACUCUUAUCUGGGAAAGAAUAAGUUUAAAUAUUUUAGUAAAUGUAAGGCAUGGUACAUUUUUUUCCUUUUGCACCUAAACCUUGUCUUUGUCUAAUGGAUUUAGGAAUAGCUUAAAUUUUGUUCAAGAAUCCAGAUGCUAAUGUUUCUUAAUUACUUUGGACUUAGUAUAACUGUUUUAAGAACAAGUAGUAUGACCUUAAUUUCCAUGAUAUUUUAACUUACCAUGUGUCAUUGUUGUGGUGAAUGAUACAGUAUCUCUGGCAUUAACGUCAGAUUAUGGGUAAGGACAUAAUAUAACCUUGCACUAUUAAUCAUCGGUUUAGGCAGCCCAUGAUUCAUGCUGACAGACUGUGUGCUCUGUCAUUUCCUUCAUGACUGCAAUCUGAUUCAUGGUGUCUCUCUGUGUUAUUUAUUAAGAUACUGUACAUUUCCUUAUCUGUCUGGCUUUAUAUAAAUGCAGACUCUAUGUAAUUUAACCCUUGUGCGUCAAUAAAAAAAAAGUUGCUCAGA